Molecule: messenger RNA, 3495 nt
Organism: Microtus oregoni (creeping vole)
Lineage: Eukaryota; Metazoa; Chordata; Mammalia; Rodentia; Cricetidae
Gene: Drd5
Product: dopamine receptor D5
Exons: 1
Coding region: 727-2139 (470 amino acids)
Biological process (GO): adenylate cyclase-activating adrenergic receptor signaling pathway
Cellular component (GO): plasma membrane
Molecular function (GO): dopamine neurotransmitter receptor activity; G protein-coupled receptor activity
Source: RefSeq, a predicted model, not a curated record
AUCACCAAAGUUAAGUAGGGAAUUCAGAGUCUUAUGACCCAGAAUAUGGUUCAGGACGAGGCUGUCACAUCUAAGGCCGCCCUCCUAUCCCCAAGUCUCUAGUUUGUCUGGAUCCGCAGUGUCCCACCUCUCUUACAAACGUGGCCAGGGCUGGAGCCCCAGAGGUGGCCGGGAAGAGGCUCCUGAUGUUGGGGAGAUGGAGCUAUUUCCCAAACUCGGGACAAGGGUGUGACACUGGGGCCUCUCUCGGACCUGUGUGUAGUCUCUGGAUUCGGAGAACGACGCGGAGAGUCACGGCGCCAGGGCACAGGUGGGAGGGCGCGCGAGCGGCAGAGCGCGACUGAUAGGGGCGGGCGCGCGGGACCUGGCAGCCACCACAGAGAUCGUCCGGUGCCCGCGGCUCGGGCCCCCGCCCCCUUUGGCGGCCGCUCUAAGCUUCUCCGACUGGGAACCAGGAGCAGCCGCAGCGGCCCCCCGACUCUCUACCGCCACAGAAUCGCAGACCAGGCGACCCGCAGGCACUGGUCGCUUCCUGCCCCAUCGCGGGAACCAGAGGCGCGCGAGGCUGUCACCACUCCGGAAUCCCGUACAGCGCAGGGUGAGCGACCCUCGGGUCUGGGAACGGUCAGUUGCAGGGCCCUGAGCACCCUCUGGGGUGCCAGAUGGGGCUUCUAGGGGGGUGCAGGGUCGAAGUUGGGUCGAUUUGCCAGUGCUACCCAGAAGGACAUGCUGCCGCCUGGGCGCAAUGGCACCGCGCAUCGGGUGCGAUUGGGGCUGCUGCGGCAGCUGGCGCAGGUGGGCGCCCCAGGGGACUCAGCGGCCCAGCUGGGACCCGCGCAGGUGGUUACCGCCGGCCUCCUGACUCUCCUCAUAGUCUGGACCUUGCUUGGCAAUGUGCUAGUGUGUGCAGCCAUCGUACGCAGCCGCCACCUGCGCGCCAAGAUGACCAACAUCUUCAUCGUAUCCUUAGCAGUCUCAGAUCUCUUCGUGGCAUUGCUGGUCAUGCCCUGGAAGGCCGUGGCUGAGGUGGCUGGGUACUGGCCCUUUGGGGCUUUUUGCGAUGUCUGGGUGGCCUUUGACAUCAUGUGUUCCACUGCCUCCAUCCUGAAUCUGUGUAUCAUCAGUGUAGACCGCUACUGGGCUAUCUCCAGGCCCUUCCGCUACGAGCGCAAGAUGACCCAGCGCGUAGCCCUGGUCAUGGUGGGCCUGGUUUGGGCCUUGUCCAUCCUCAUUUCCUUCAUUCCGGUCCAACUCAAUUGGCACAGAGACAAGGCAGGCUCCCAGGGCCGAGAGGGCCUACUGUCCAAUGGGACGCCCUGGGAGGAAGGCUGGGCGGAGAACUGUGACUCCAGCCUGAACCGAACUUACGCCAUCUCCUCCUCGCUCAUUAGCUUCUACAUCCCGGUGGCCAUCAUGAUCGUGACCUACACGCGCAUCUACCGCAUUGCCCAGGUGCAGAUCCGCCGGAUCUCCUCCCUGGAGAGGGCAGCUGAGCAUGCUCAGAGCUGUCGGAGUCGCGGGGCCUGCGAAUCUGACCCCAGCCUGCGAGCAUCCAUCAAGAAGGAGACCAAGGUUUUCAAGACACUGUCAGUGAUCAUGGGGGUCUUCGUGUGUUGUUGGUUACCUUUCUUUAUCCUUAACUGCAUGAUUCCUUUCUGCAGCAGUGGGGAUGGCCAGGGCCCAAGGACUGGCUUCCAUUGUGUCAGUGAGACCACCUUUGACAUAUUCGUCUGGUUUGGCUGGGCCAACUCCUCUCUCAACCCCAUCAUCUAUGCCUUCAACGCUGACUUCCGGAAGGUGUUUGCCCAGUUGCUGGGGUGCAACCACCUCUGCUUCCGGACCCCCGUGCAGACUGUGAACAUCAGUAAUGAACUCAUCUCCUACAAUCAAGACACCGUCUUCCAUAAGGAGAUCGCUGCUACCUAUGUCCACAUGAUCCCCAAUGCGGUGUCCUCUGCAGACAGGGAGGUGGAUGAGGAAGAGGAGGGGCCUUUUGAUCACAUGUCCCAAAUCUCUCCAACCACCCCAGACGGUGAACCGGCUGCCCACUCUGUCUGGGAGCUUAACUGUGAGGAGGAGGAGGUUUCCUUAGGCAAAAUCUCACCUCUCACCCCCAACUGUUUCCAUAAAACUGCUUAGAAAUAUCCUCAUGAGAAUAUACAAUUGCAGCCAUAUUAGCAGGCAUGCACACACACACACACACACACACGCACGCACGCACACACACACACACUCUCCCAGUGUGCAUAUGCUUUUUGUAGGCCAGCUGCAUAGAAACCAAACGAUUCUUAGCUGAGAAAAUUAGCCAAGGCUGUUGUUGUAAUAACCUCAGAUAUUCUGAGUUUAUUCAGAAAAGUAUUCCCAUUAGGGAAGAGAGAAAGAACCCUGGUCCUUUAAGAGCACACGUCAGCUUAACCUUCCUGACAUAGGCUUGUUCUGUGAUUUGUGCCUGGGUUGCUUUUUAAAUGACAGCUUUCUGAAGGGCAGUAGUUGGGGUGCACUGUGACUUACCAGAGACUUAGAGUCUGUAGCCCCGUGCUUUGUUUAGCUUAGGUUGGGGCCCCUUUCUGGGCCUGGGAGGUCUUCCUAAUUUGUUCUGGUUUUUAAUGAGGUCACAGGUCAUGUGCUGGCAGGUGGGGGGAGUCCCCUUCGUGUUGUGGGUUGGUUCAGUGUUGCUCCUGGCGGAACCCCAGUGAGGGCUGCUCCCGGCAAAGCCUCAGCGUGCUCUUGAAAGACAGCUAGAUUUUGGAGCACACUGUCUUUUGCUGAGCAGCGAGCUUUAGGGAACACACCAGACAAGGGGCCUUGAGGACGUGCUGAUUUCUCAGCUUUCUUUCAAUCAGGCAGUCACACCUCCAGGGCACACUGAAAGCUAGCUUCACCUCCACAGUGUUAGAUUCAGACUUCUCAAGCCUGAUGCUCCGUUAAAUCUUAUCUCUUGGACCCUUCUUCUAGGGUCGCAGGAGGCAACGGUCCUAGUCGCGAGACAAAGGCUCUCACUUCAUUAAAAGGGCCACCUAGAACAACAGCCCUGUCACCUCCACCUCUGGACUGCUUCAGACUGACAUGCGUUCUGCAAACCACGUUUUCUAGGGUCUUUUAGAUGCGAUAUGUUUCAAUAUGCUUCAACACCUAAAUCCUGCUUGGAAGCAGAUGAUUUUGUUUGCAGCCAGUAGCGAAAGAAAUGACUUCAACCUACAUGCAGAAGCCAGGGGUGAAAAGUGACCAGAUGCACGCAUAGGGCGAGGGACUCACAAGGGAGCCCACCUGUCUGCCUUUCCUUCUCUGUGCCGAGCACAGCAAAGGGUACUUUAUUCUGAAAUGAUUUCAUUUGCACAGAUGUAAAAAUACAACAAAAACAAAUGAACUGUGCAUACACUCCCCUGCUUCAAAGACGGCUUCUCAAGGACAGUUCAAUCAAUCUUGGUUUCCUUACAGACCAUUGUGUUGUGAGUUGUCUGAACAGCCGUGUCUUGUUUCUUGUAAAACGCGCAG